CACCGUCCACUUCCUUCAGUCAUCUUGUACUCUCUCUCUCUCUAUAAAAGCAAAGCCUAAGCAGACCAAACAAAUUCCUCUCCUCUCUCUCUCUCUCAUACACAAACACAAACACCUUUUAACCAUGGCAGACCCAUACUCCAAUUUCUUCACAGGCUUGUUCAAAUUCAACCCUUUUCACCAUGACUCAUCUCCACCUUCAAACCCACCUCCUCCUCUUCCUCUACCACCUCCACAAACCCCUUUUCCACACAGUUUCUUCAUCAACCACUUCCAAACCCCAUCAUCAUCACCUCCAUCACCUCCUCUAAGAGAAGCUCUUCCUCUCCUGAGCCUAAGCCCAACAAAGCAUGAAUACAAGCAAGAACAACUAUUAGAGGACCACUACUCCACCACCACCACAACGGCUAUGGAUGUGCUGCACAAAGGAAAAGAAGAAGAAGAUGAGGAAGAUGAUGAAGAGACUGUGACUGUUGCACUCCACAUAGGCUUGCCAAGCCCUAGUGCUGCUGAGAUGGCUUCUGUGCUCUCAGCUAAUUCUUCUUCAGAGCUUACAGCUGAUAAUAAUAAAGAUCAUGGUGGAGAUCAUGGUGGUGGUGAUCAAGAUUCUUCUGGUUACCCUAUCAUGAGUAGGCUUAACAAGGGUCAGUAUUGGAUCCCAACUCCUUCUCAGAUUCUCAUUGGUCCUACUCAGUUCUCUUGCCCUGUUUGCUACAAGACCUUUAACAGAUACAACAACAUGCAAAUGCAUAUGUGGGGUCAUGGAUCUCAGUACAGAAAAGGGCCAGAAUCACUAAGAGGAACACAACCAACAGGAAUGCUUAGGCUUCCAUGCUAUUGUUGUGCUCCAGGUUGCAGAAACAACAUCGACCAUCCGAGAGCGAAGCCGCUAAAAGAUUUCAGAACGCUUCAAACACAUUACAAGAGAAAGCAUGGAAUCAAGCCAUUCAUGUGCAGAAAAUGUGGGAAAGCAUUUGCAGUGAGAGGGGAUUGGAGGACCCAUGAGAAGAAUUGUGGUAAGCUUUGGUACUGCAUUUGUGGAUCUGAUUUUAAGCACAAAAGAUCGCUUAAAGAUCAUAUAAAGGCGUUUGGGAAUGGACAUGCAGCUUAUGGGAUUGAUGGGUUUGAAGAAGAAGAUGAACCUGCUUCUGAAGUAGAACAAGAUAAUGAAUCCAUGCAGUGACAUAGAAAAAGCCAAAAAAAAAAAAAGUGACAAAAAAAGGGUAUUUGAUUAAUUAAUAGAACAAGUAAUCUAUCUUGGUUUAUGAGCUUAGUGGAAUUAUAUAAAUAUUUAUAUAGCCAUGGCUUUUGAGUAAGAGCUAUAUAGGCAACAACUUACUUUGAA
Ziziphus jujuba (common jujube) is the source of this 1345-nucleotide messenger RNA. Its product is annotated as zinc finger protein WIP2. The record is from RefSeq and is a predicted model, not a curated record. Gene Ontology annotation, biological process: anatomical structure development; regulation of gene expression. The coding region runs from base 125 to 1183 and encodes 352 amino acids. The transcript has 2 exons. Gene Ontology annotation, molecular function: DNA-binding transcription factor activity. Gene Ontology annotation, cellular component: nucleus. NCBI's taxonomy places the organism in Eukaryota, Viridiplantae, Streptophyta, Magnoliopsida, Rosales, Rhamnaceae.